AUGAACAUCUUGACAGGUAGAAGGCUACUGAAUACAGCCUUUGUACGUUUCUCUUCUACAUAUCGCACCGUCAAUGUUGGACAGCCAUUCACAGCGGCACAUCGUGUCUACUUGGAGAAGAAUGGCAAAGUUAUUUCGCCAUUCCAUGAUAUUCCACUCUACGCUGAAGGUGGUAAAGAAAAGAACAUUGUAAACAUGGUUGUAGAGAUCCCCCGUUGGACAAAUGCCAAAGUUGAGAUUUCCACUGGUGAGAAAUACAACCCACUUAAGCAAGAUAUCAAGAAGGGCAAGCCUCGAUUUGUCAGAAAUUGCUUCCCAUACAAGGGAUAUAUCUGGAAUUACGGUGCUCUACCUCAGACUUGGGAAGAUCCAACAUAUAUUCAUGCCGAGACAAAUGCAAAGGGCGACAAUGACCCAAUUGAUGUCAUUGAGAUUGGUGAAGCAAUUGGAAAGCAAGGCGAGAUCAAGCAAGUCAAGGUAUUGGGUGUGAUGGCCAUGUUGGAUGAAGGAGAGACGGAUUGGAAGGUGCUCGCUAUUGAUGUCAAUGAUCCCAUGGCAUCCAAAGUGAAUGAUGUCAAGGAUGUGGAUCAGCACUUUCCUGGAUUGAUUGAUGCUACCAGAACCUUCUUUAGGGUAUACAAGGUUCCUGAUGGCAAACCAGAGAACACGUUUGCGUUCAAUGGAGAGUGUAAAGACAAGGCCUUCGCGCAUUCAGUGGUAGAGGAAACCCAUGCAGCUUGGAAGAGAUUAAUUCAAGGACACGUUCCUUGCACAACCGAUACUUAUAAAUUAGAAGUUCAUAAUAUGACAGUAGAGAAUUCGCCUUAUAGAUUAGAAACAGAUCAAGUUACAUUGAUCAAGGAGGACACGGUUCAUACUGUUAAAGAGGAAGAUGUCGCUGAAUAUGACCCCAAGUGGUACUUUGUUUAG
This is a messenger RNA of Mucor velutinosus, 930 nucleotides long. It is a transcript of the gene CD74, whose product is annotated as MHC class II protein binding, via antigen binding groove. Gene Ontology annotation, molecular function: magnesium ion binding; inorganic diphosphate phosphatase activity. Bases 1 to 930 code for a protein of 309 amino acids. Gene Ontology annotation, biological process: phosphate-containing compound metabolic process. The record is from RefSeq and is a predicted model, not a curated record. Gene Ontology annotation, cellular component: cytoplasm. Lineage: Eukaryota; Fungi; Mucoromycota; Mucoromycetes; Mucorales; Mucoraceae. The transcript is spliced from 8 exons.